Mangifera indica (mango) is the source of this 1682-nucleotide messenger RNA. RefSeq lists its product as uncharacterized. Lineage: Eukaryota; Viridiplantae; Streptophyta; Magnoliopsida; Sapindales; Anacardiaceae. The record is from RefSeq and is a predicted model, not a curated record. Gene Ontology annotation, molecular function: starch binding. Gene Ontology annotation, cellular component: membrane. Bases 168 to 1472 code for a protein of 434 amino acids. The transcript is spliced from 5 exons.
GUUUCAAUUGGAUGAAAUCGGAUCCGUUAUAAGCAUAGCCACAAGAAACACGGUAAAAAGAUUAAUAGAAAUAAACAAGAAUUGACUUGCCACUUCUGGAUUUCUCUCUUUGUAAUUCAGCUUACAUGGUUGUAACUUGAAGUGGGUAACUUGAGCGACUGAGAAAGAUGGAAACUUUGACAACUUCCGCUUCGAAGAUAAUCUUUGACAAGUAUAGACACAGAUGUUACUUUUCUUCUAGAGAGUUGUAUGUUCACAGACCCCAGCUUUCGUUUUUACCUUCCAAGAAGCAUGUAAAUGGCCGCUUCUUGGAACUCUUUUCUCUCAAAGAAAAGACUGUGUGGUUUAUCUCUUGCAUCGAGGCUGAUUCUCAGGGAGAACUGGAGAAUGUAGCUAAGGAACAUACCUAUCAAUCAAAUGUUGUUCAUGUCAAAUUCCAGUUACAAAAAGAAUGCAAAUUCGGCGAGCAAUUUUUCAUUGUAGGGGAUGAUCCUAUGUUUGGCUUAUGGGACCCUGAAAGUGCAAUACCAUUGGACUGGUCAGAUGAACAUGUUUGGAGUGUGGAGCUGGAUGUACCUGUGGGAAAAUCAAUCUGUUUCAAGUUCAUACUGAAAGAAAUCACCGGCGACAUUCUAUGGCAACCAGGCCCUGAUCGAACCAUUCAAACUUGGGAAACUAGGAAUACAAUCACCAUUUUGGAAGACUGGGAUGAUGCUGAAUAUAAGAAAAUAAUUGAGGAAGAACCAAUGGCUAAUCAAAAUGGAGAUCCUGCUGUCCAGUCAGAACUUAUACUUCCAGAUGACUUUAUUCAGCCCAAAAAGGGGCUGAUCUUCAGCGUACGCGACACAUCAGAUGCAGUUGAUAGUGAUUUGCAUUGGUCAUCGACACCGGAGAAGCCUAUAGAGGAAACACCUGUGACUGAUGAGAGUAUGGUGAUGGCAAAAGACAUUAUGGGACAUGAUGGCAGAGUUGCAACAGUCAAGAAGGCAGAAAACUCAGACAAGGAGGGAGAUCUAAUCUCCUAUGAAGGGGAACCUGUUUUAGUACCUGGCUUGACUCCAUUAGAAACUGUGUCAACUGAAGGAGACAUUCAAAAUGAAAAUCAGUCAAGUGUUGCUGUUGAUGCUUUGCUUGGAAUGAAGGAAGCUGAGAACCUAAGUUUGCCUGAGUCAGAUGAGAAGCAAGAACCUGAGAGUAAUUCUGGCCAGGUGAAAAAAGUCAAGAUAUUAUCCAGUACAGAGGAGCAACAGCUUGAUGAUCCUGAUUUAAACAAAGAGAAAAAGGAGACUAUGAUGACACCAUUGGAAAGUAAAACUUUGCCAAAUGACAUCAAACAAGUAGACGAUCCUCAUUUAGCCAAAGAAGAAAAGGAUACCCGGGAAACGCCAGUGGAAAGUAAUGUUCUGCAAAAUGACAUCCAAUGGGGUCGUAGGACUAUAAAGAUACUUCUAGAUACUUUAGGACUGCUGUAACAUCAUAAAACAGAACUGAGAUGGAAGAUUUGUUACAUUAGGUAUUUCCUGCAACUGUGCCGCUCGAUCUCCUAGUUUUUGUGGUGACCUGCCAUAUGCCGUAGAAGAGUGUGAAAGGCUGUUGUUGUAUGCACAUAUCAACUUCAUUUCCUUGACCUAUGAUUGUUGUAUGCUAUUCUUUCAGAAUUCUCAGGAUUUGCAUUUAGUUAA